This is a messenger RNA of Elephantulus edwardii (Cape elephant shrew), 978 nucleotides long. Its product is annotated as ubiquilin-1-like. Bases 1 to 978 code for a protein of 325 amino acids. Gene Ontology annotation, biological process: regulation of macroautophagy; autophagosome assembly. Lineage: Eukaryota; Metazoa; Chordata; Mammalia; Macroscelidea; Macroscelididae. Gene Ontology annotation, cellular component: autophagosome; cytosol. The record is from RefSeq and is a predicted model, not a curated record. Gene Ontology annotation, molecular function: polyubiquitin modification-dependent protein binding. The transcript has 3 exons.
AUGAGUGAUCCGGCUGGCGAUGAAAAGCCCGCUUUCUCCGAAAGCCGGGACCAGGCCGCGGGCGACGCGGACUCCCCGCAGUCCCGGAGACCCCGAAAGGAAGCCGACGUGGCCGGAGUUCCCCUGGAGACCACCGCCGGUCCUUCCGACUGUGGGUUUGCCCUCCUCUUUCACGUGCCCAUUAUUCACAACCCGGCUCCGACCAAACCUGUGCAGGAGAAGGCUCCGUCCGUCCUUCGGAAAGUGACCUUCGCCUCCCCGCCGUCUGACUGCAGUCCCAAGAAUGGCUGCUUAAUUAUGGCCAACCCACAAAUGCAGCAGUUGAUACAGAGAAAUCCAGAAAUUAGUCACAUGCUGAAUAAUCCAGAUAUAAUGAGACAAACACUGGAACUUGCCAGGAAUCCCGCAAUGAUGCAGGAAAUGAUGCGAAACCAGGAUCGAGCUUUGAGCAAUCUAGAAAGCAUCUCCGGGGGAUACAAUGCUUUACGAUGUAUGUACACUGAUAUCCAAGAACCAGUGGUCAGUGCUGCACAGGAGCAGUUUGGUGGUAACCCAUUUGCUUCCUUAGUGAGCAAUACCACCUCUGGUGUAGGAAGUCAACCUUCUCGUACUGAAAAUAGAGAUCCAUUACCCAAUCCAUGGGCUCCACAGGCUUUCCAGACUUCAUCAGCUUCCAGCGGCACAGCUAGCACUGUGGGUAGCAUUGGUGGUAGUUCUAACAGUGGCACAACUGGGCAGAGUACUGCUGCACCCAAUUUGGGCUCUGGAGUAGGAGCUAGUAUGUUCAACACAAUGCUUCAGGCACUUGCAGGAGUAAAUCCUCAGCUGCAGAAUCCAGAAGUAAGAUUUCAACAACAACUGGAACAGCUCAGUGCAAUGGGAUUUUUGAACCGUGAAGCAAACUUGCAAGCCCUCAUAGCAACAGGAGGUGAUAUCAAUGCAGCCAUUGAAAGGUUACUCGGUUCGCAGCCUUCAUAG